Rhododendron vialii is the source of this 978-nucleotide messenger RNA. RefSeq lists its product as uncharacterized. The record is from RefSeq and is a predicted model, not a curated record. Bases 325 to 687 code for a protein of 120 amino acids. Lineage: Eukaryota; Viridiplantae; Streptophyta; Magnoliopsida; Ericales; Ericaceae. The transcript has a single exon.
AUUAUGGCACCUUUCCCUGCUAUAAAAUCUUCCUCUCUCUCUCUCCAUCUCUCCCCCUCUCUCACUCCUCACCCCAUCCAUAAAACCUCUCUUGCAAAUCCCAACACUUAUUCUUACUAGUUUUUGUGGCACCAAACCCAUCAAAAUCCUCCCAACAUGAGAAACCAUAGCCAGAAAAUAUGCCCCCAUUUCUGACAUGGUGGAUAUUCAUUUAUGUCCUAGUGGAGGGUAACCCUUAACUUGUGAGUGAUUCUAGUAUAAUACUUCAUUCAAAUCCUUUUUGGCCUAGAGAAGCUUUGCUUUGUUCAUUGGGAGGUUGGGAAAAUGGAGAUAGAAUCGGCGAAGUGUGAGUGUUGUGGGCUGAAAGAGGACUGCACCCAAGACUACAUCAGUGAGGUGAAAGAGAAGUUCGAAGGCAAAUGGCUGUGCGGGUUGUGCUCGGAGGCAGUCAGGGACGAAGUCAAAAGAGGGAAAUCGGAGAUGGAAGAAGCCGUGAAGGCGCACAUGUCGUUCUGCCGCAAGUACAAAACGAACCCGGCUACUCGAGUCGCGGAUGGCAUGAGGCAGAUGCUGAGGAGGAGGUCCAGCGACAUGUCGUCCUCGUCCUCGUCUUCGUCGAAGAAGUACUCAAGAUCAGCCAGCACGUCGUCACAAGUAGGAGACGAGCCAUCGUUCUCUUAUUACUAGCUAGAGAUACUUAACCAAUUUUAUAAGUACUGUUUAACGGGAGUCGAGUCUGCUUCUCAUGGUCGGGGAAUCUGAGAGGGAUAGAUUGUGUAAAGAGCUGACAUUUGGCAAUAUAUGCACAAAUUGGUUAGCUAAAAUUGGAAAAAAGGAACAAAAAAAAAGUGUUGAAGAGUUUCUCUCUCCCUCUCUCACUCUUUUUAGAAUAAGAUUUUAACAGCUUUUCAUGGCUUGAAAUCUCUUGUACAGAGGAAUAAUAUUGUUUCAAUGGAGACUUCUUCUUAGUUUCUUUUU